AUGUCUGCCUCUGCCGGCUGGACGAAGCAGCAGUGGCAGCGGCGCACGUCCCGGCUCGACCCCAUGAUCAAGUUUGUGAAGCCCAAGGACCGCAUCAAGUACUGGAACAUCAUCCCCGGCGACCAGGUCCGCCUGCGCAAUGACAGGAGCGGGCGGAUAUACCAGGUCAAUAUGAUCAACCGCCUGUCGAAUAGGGUCAUGUGA
Fomitopsis serialis is the source of this 204-nucleotide messenger RNA. RefSeq lists its product as uncharacterized. Bases 1 to 204 code for a protein of 67 amino acids. Lineage: Eukaryota; Fungi; Basidiomycota; Agaricomycetes; Polyporales; Fomitopsidaceae. The transcript is spliced from 2 exons. The record is from RefSeq and is a predicted model, not a curated record.